CGCAUCUCCUUCUACAUGACCAACUACGGCGAGGAGGGCACGCACGUGGGCAGCGCGGCGGCGCUGGCCGACAACGACCUGGUGUUCGGGCAGUACCGCGAGGCCGGCGUGCUCAUGUACCGCGGCUACCCGCUGGAGCUCUUCAUGGCGCAGUGCUACGGCAACGCCAGCGACCCCGGCAAAGGGCGCCAGAUGCCCGUGCACUACGGCUGCCGCGAGCGCCACUUCGUCACCAUCUCCUCGCCGCUGGCCACGCAGAUCCCGCAAGGUGCCGCGGCAGGCGGCCGGGGCGGCGCGGGCUCCCCGC
Nothoprocta perdicaria is the source of this 307-nucleotide messenger RNA. RefSeq names its product 2-oxoisovalerate dehydrogenase subunit alpha, mitochondrial-like. NCBI's taxonomy places the organism in Eukaryota, Metazoa, Chordata, Aves, Tinamiformes, Tinamidae. The transcript has 2 exons. Gene Ontology annotation, molecular function: oxidoreductase activity, acting on the aldehyde or oxo group of donors, disulfide as acceptor. The record is from RefSeq and is a predicted model, not a curated record. Gene Ontology annotation, biological process: branched-chain amino acid catabolic process. The annotation marks the transcript as partial.